AUGUCGCGUUUUCACGCAAAAAGUUUACGUCUAGGUAUUCGACAAGAAUGGGAUACAACGCAAUACCUAUUUCACCCGCGUAAAAAUUCUACUGUAUCGCAUGAUGAAAGCGCGAAAUCUGCUAUAAGGCAUUUCUUUCACUCACAAAACGUACUUGUGGCUUUUGGUCCUGGUUCGAUUAAACACCACCCUGCAAAAGUUUCAUUAAAGUUAUAUUAUUAUGCACCGCAACCUCGCAAUAGAAGAGAACGUGCCUCGCCUAUAUCACACAUUGCGUCUUUGUUUCCAAGAGCACGAAAUUCAAUAAAUGACUAUAUUGAUAACAGGGAUUUUACAUUUACAGC
Ambispora leptoticha is the source of this 344-nucleotide messenger RNA. NCBI's taxonomy places the organism in Eukaryota, Fungi, Glomeromycota, Glomeromycetes, Archaeosporales, Ambisporaceae. The record is from the annotation of a GenBank genome assembly.